AUGCUGCGCGUCCGGGGCGUGAACCAGCGCCUCACAUGGCCCUUCUCGGCGCGCCAGGCCAAGCAGCUCUUUACGCUCUACAAAAAGUCGCCGGCGUGCAUGAUUCCAGCGUGCGACCUCACGAUCAAGAACGACGUGGCGUGGGACGAGCUCCUCGAAGACGAUAUCUUCCCGCGCAUUGAAGAGGAGCUCGUGCCCGAAGGGCCGUUUGAGGCGAUUCUGUCCCACCUCCACAUUGACGGCAAUGGCACGACGGCCAAGCUCCUUCCGACGACGCGGGCGAAAGGCUCCUUUGGCACGCUCUGCAUCGUGCUGCUCUCGGAACACGUGGGCGGCGACAUCCACGUCACGCACGGCCGGCACACGCAAGAAGUGUACACGGGCGACGAGCUCUACGCGUCGUUUGUGGCCUUUUACAACGCGACGACACUCACGGUAUCACCAAUGGACCACGGCCGCCGCGUCAUGCUGGUCUACGAUCUGGUCUACAUGGAAGACCACGCGAGCCGUGACGCGCCGCCGUCGCUCGCCGCGGUCUCGGCGUCGCUGGCGUCGCUGGCCAAGAUCCCGCGCCAGUACUAUGCAAACCUCGCGUACCGCUGCACGCACCAAUACAUGCUCCUCGACUUCGAGAUGCUAUUGGGCGUCGACAUCGCGUUCGUGCAGGCCGUGGCCGACACGGAUGCCUACGACAUUGCCUUUUGUGGCGCGCGGAAGAAGCCCUUCCAUGGCGAUUUGCAGACCAUGUCGGAAGAAGAGCUCGCGCGCGACCGAGCGAUCGCCGAGGACCCGAACGCCCUCAUGCGCGUGACAACGUCCGACUUUUACCCAGCGUGUCACACGCCGCCGGUCGUCAAGGCGUGUCUCCGCGCGCGCCCGCUCGGUCCCGUCGUCGGUGCGAUCUACUCGGAGUCGCUCCACAUUGUCGUAUGGCCCAAGCAGCACCGCGUGCGCAUUCUCGGCUGGACCAAGGCCAUCGAGCACCUCAAGCUCCUCGUCAAGCAGGCGACGUCCGACCUCCUUGGGUACACGUCGGUCGACGCCUUUGCGCUCGCGACCAUCGAAAUGCUUGGGACCACCGACCGCAAGGAUGACCCCAAGGACGUAGAUGUCCCGAAUCCGCUCGACGUCCUGCCGCUCCUCCGUGCCCUCGACAGCCGCGAUGUCACGGCCACGUUCAUCGCCGAGUUUAUGGACUUGCGGCGCUGA
This is a messenger RNA of Saprolegnia parasitica CBS 223.65, 1209 nucleotides long. RefSeq lists its product as hypothetical. Lineage: Eukaryota; Oomycota; Saprolegniomycetes; Saprolegniales; Saprolegniaceae. The transcript is spliced from 2 exons. Bases 1 to 1209 code for a protein of 402 amino acids. The record is from RefSeq and is a predicted model, not a curated record.